Molecule: messenger RNA, 1394 nt
Organism: Westerdykella ornata
Lineage: Eukaryota; Fungi; Ascomycota; Dothideomycetes; Pleosporales; Sporormiaceae
Product: NAD(P)-binding protein
Exons: 2
Molecular function (GO): oxidoreductase activity
Source: RefSeq, a predicted model, not a curated record
CCGGGAUAUUCGAGGGCAAAGGAGAACCAGACGAUAGGCCGAAAAACUAUAUCUAUGGAGCAACCCCACUCGGGUUCAAGGUUUACCACGCUAUCAUCAUUACAAAUCGAUCGCCUACGUAUUCGCGCAUAUCGAUAACCUUUUAAAGAUGCCUACGCCGCCCUUCUCCCCGGACCGCCAAGCCUGGAUACAAGAAAUCGGGAGUUUGUUCAAGACCAGAAGACACAGCUCAUUAGACAAAAGAGCAAUCGUGACCGGCAGAUCUCCAACACCGAGCGAUGACAUCUCCGUCUCAGCAUCUUCCAAAAACGAUAAGGCAGUGGGUAACUGGGCAAGAUGGUCUCAAUAACCUGAGGAUGGAGGAGGUGGAGUUGCCGAAGCCAGGAGAGGAUGAGGUCCUUGUGGAAAUCAAGGCUGUCAGUUUGAAUUAUAGGGAUACUGAAGUGUCAAUGGGCCUCUAUAACCACCACAAAUCUGUCGGAAACCAGCCCGCAAUCGUACCUUGCAGCGACAUGUGCGGUAUCGUCGUUUCAGUUGGCCCAGUCACAGACUCGGAUUCCCCAUUUAAAAAUCCCGCUUUUCGUCUCAAGCCCGGCGACCGCGUAAUCAGUACUUUCAACCAGACGCACCUGAGCGGUCAGAUACAGGUGGAAGAUAUGGGCAGCGGCCUCGGGAAACCCCUGCCGGGAGUUCUUACCCAAUAUCGCGUCUUCCCGUCUUAUGGCGUGGUUAAGGUACCCGACUACCUGUUGGACGAGGAAGCUAGCUGUUUGCCCAUUGCCGCCGUCACAGCAUGGAUGGCGUUGAAUUGUAUGAGGCCAAAGGGAGAGAUCAUCGGCUCUACUGAUGAGAGGGAAACCAUCGUCUGUCAAGGCACUGGUGGCGUGAGUAUAUCCGCAUGUCAAAUCGCCAGCGCAGCCGGAGCGAACGUUAUCGUCACCUCUUCCUCCGAUGACAAACUGAAGAAGGCCGCUGGGAUAGGUGCGAACGAGACAAUCAACUACAAGCACGUGCCUGACUGGGACGAAGAGGUUCUUAAGAGGACGGAGGGCCGGGGAGCGGAUAUUAUCAUUGAGGUUGGUGGUGCACAAACACUGCGUAAGAGCUUCGAAUGCGUACGAUUCGGCGGCCUCAUUGCAAGCAUCGGUUAUCUGUCAGGAAAGGAGGACGCGGAAGGUGACAGGACCAACGUCAACCUCCUAGCUCUGAAGCGCAAUGUUACGCUUAAGGGUAUCAUCAACGGGCCGCGGGAUCAGUUGGAGGAGAUGCUCAAGUUCUACCAACAACAUCAGAUCAGACCAGUUGUGGACAGGGUGUUCAGAUUUGAGGAGGCCAAGGAUGCAUUGAAAUACCUCUUUAGCGGGUCCCAUUUCGGAAAGGUGGUAGUGAAGGUU